Messenger RNA from Ochotona princeps (American pika), 1513 nucleotides. RefSeq names its product N-terminal EF-hand calcium binding protein 2 (gene NECAB2). The transcript has 13 exons. Gene Ontology annotation, molecular function: calcium ion binding. Bases 305 to 1477 code for a protein of 390 amino acids. Gene Ontology annotation, biological process: regulation of amyloid precursor protein biosynthetic process. The record is from RefSeq and is a predicted model, not a curated record. Lineage: Eukaryota; Metazoa; Chordata; Mammalia; Lagomorpha; Ochotonidae. Gene Ontology annotation, cellular component: cytoplasm.
CCCGACGAAGCCCCCCGCCCCCCAAACCCAACCCCACGCUCACGGGCAGACGCCCCUCCGUCCACGGCAGGGGCUCGGUGUGGUCACCAGGCCCCGCCCCCGCGGGCAGCCCCCCUUGGCCGCGCCCGGCUGGCGGGGGGGGGCGGCGGAGCCGGGCACGUGGCUCGGGUCCGGACCCCCCCACGCCGCGCGCGGCCGCGGGGACAGAGGGGCGGGGCGCGCGGGGAGGGGGUCGCGCGGAGGCGGUGGCCGGCCAGCCGGCGGGCGGGGGUCGGCGGGCUUCCGGGCGGCGGCGGCGGGCGCGAUGUGCGAGCGGGCGGCGCGCCUGUGCAGGGCCGGCGCGCACAGGCUGCUCCGGGAGCCGCCGCCGCAGGGCCGGGCGCUGGGCGGGCUGCUGCGCUGGGUGGGCGCCAGGAUGGGCGAGCCCCGGGCGCCGCUGGUCCCCGACGCCCCCGCCGGCCCCGCCGCGGACCCCGGCCCCGCCGCGCUGCGCGGGGGCACCGCCGUCAUCCUGGACAUCUUCCGCCGCGCGGACAAAAACGAUGAUGGGAAGCUGUCGCUGGAGGAGUUUCAGCUGUUCUUCGCGGACGGCGUCCUCAAUGAACAGGAGCUGGAGUCGCUGUUCCACACCAUCGACGCCGACAGCACCAACCACGUGGACACCAAGGAGCUGUGCGAUUACUUUGUGGACCACAUGGGGGACUAUGAGGAUGUGCUGGCCUCCUUGGAAACGCUGAAUCACUCGGUGCUGAAGGCCAUGGGCUACACCAAGAAGGUAUACGAGGGCGGGAGCAACGUGGACCAGUUCGUGACCCGCUUCCUCCUGAAGGAGACAGCCAGUCAGAUCCAGUCACUGCUGAGCUCUGUGGAGAGCGCCGUGGAGGCCAUUGAGGAGCAGACCAGCCAGAUCCGACAGAACCACAGCCAGUCCAGCCGCGGUACAGGAGAGACCUGGUACCGAAGCCCCUCUCCGCCUUAUGCCCCCAACCACAAGCUUGUGGCUGCGGACCCAGCCAGGAGCCUCCCCUCUGCCCCCCAGGACCUCAAGGAGCAGGGCCUGCAGGCCCAGGUCACCCGGUUGGCAGAACUGAUCGGGAGGUUGGAAAGCAAGACGCUGUGGUUCGACCUGCAGCAGCGCCUCUCGGAUGACGAAGGCACCAACAUGCACCUGCAGCUGGUCCGGCAGGAGAUGGCUGUGUGCCCAGAGCAGCUGAGCGACUUCAUGGAUGCCCUGCGCCAGUACCUGCGGGGCACGGCGGGAGCGCAGAACUGCUUCCACAUUGCUGCCGUGAGGCUGUCGGAUGGUGUCACCUUUGUUAUCUACGAGUUCUGGGAGACGGAGGAGAAGUGGAAGAGGCACCUGCAGAGCCCUGAGUGCAAGGCGUUCCGGCAUGUUAAGGUAGACACGCUGAGCCAGCCCGAGGCCCUCUCCAGGAUCGCUGUGCCAGCUGCCUGGUGUAGCGUGGGCCGGGACUGACCCUCCGAGGCCUGCAGUUGAGGAGCCUGCGGUCCA